AUGUCGGAUUCUCAUCCGGAGACAUGGAAUCCACUCUGGGCUCUGGAAGACACGAUCACUACUGGUAGUAUAACGACGAAGAAAGAUAAACGAGCGUAUGCUGCGGCUUCUCUCCAGUCAAAUUGCAAGGACAAGAACUUUUGCACACUGUUUACAGACUUGGUAGAGAUGCAACGGUUGAUGGAUAAAGAAAAGGCCAGUGAAGUCACUGCUGAAGUGUCGAAUUAA
This is a messenger RNA of Peronospora belbahrii, 228 nucleotides long. The record is from the annotation of a GenBank genome assembly. Lineage: Eukaryota; Oomycota; Peronosporomycetes; Peronosporales; Peronosporaceae.